AUGCUGGAUGCUUUCAAGAAAACGGACAAGUUUCAACGGCUCAGAGGGACUGGUAGCGAAGAAGUGGUGUCCGAGCAAGUGCUGCACUUACAGGAUCUUGUCGACCGCCGGGAGGCGAGAGACGAGGAGAAGAAAGCGAAAAAAGAAAAGGAGCAAAUACGACGCGAUUCGCUGGAAUCCACAGGGUCGCAAUUUUGCCUCGAGGCCGAGCAGCGGGUUGCCAAGCGACAACGAACAGCCAGCAGUGCGACGAAGAAAGAAGAGACCGACCCUUGCCUUUUGGAACUUCUUGAUUUCGAAAAGCAAAGACACUCUGACGAACAUGCGUAUAGAAUGAAGCGCCUCGAGUUCGACAAGGAAGAACAAAGAAUUCGUUUGGCUCAAAUGACCGAGAGCGCAAAGCGCAAUGAUCAACUUGAGCGUUUGUUGAUUGAAGUGGGAAAGUUAAUCCAAGUUGUUGCUGAAAAAUCGAAGUAA
This is a messenger RNA of Aphanomyces invadans, 477 nucleotides long. RefSeq lists its product as hypothetical. The transcript has a single exon. Bases 1 to 477 code for a protein of 158 amino acids. Lineage: Eukaryota; Oomycota; Saprolegniomycetes; Saprolegniales; Verrucalvaceae. The record is from RefSeq and is a predicted model, not a curated record.